AUGAUUCCCCAGUUUUAUCAAAAUCUCGAACAACAACAAUAUCAUUCCAACUCUGCCAAAAUGUCAUCACAAGAAGAAUCCCAACAAACGCUACCUCAAAGGAUCUCACCACUAACAAUAGAUGAACUAAAACCAUUCCCAUUACCAAAACAAUUAAAUUCAUUACCAAAUAAAACAUUCGAUCAAUUCAUAGAAAACAAAGAAUUAAUAAAAAGUUAUUUACAAGACCUAGAAACUUUCAAACUAAAAUUAAAACAAAUUAAUGAAAACAUAGAUUUAAUAAUAAAUGAAACAUUAACUUCAAAAAUCAAAAAUGAUUUAAUACCCAAAUAUCAAAAUCUUAUAAUUAAAAUAAAUAAUCAAAUUAAAACAAUAAAUCAAUUAUAUAAUGAAUUUUUAAAUUAUGAAACAAUACAAUAUCAAUUAAUAUCAUCAAAUUUUAAUCAAGAUAUAUUAAAAUUAAAAUUUAAAAAAUUAAUUGAACAAAAUAAUCAAGAUAGUUUAUUAAUUAUAAAAAAUUUUAAUAAAUUACAAUCUGCUAAUGACAAUAAUAUUGAUGAAUUUAAUGAAAUGUUAUCUAAUUUUAGAGAAUCUAGAAAAUUAUAUCAUUUUAGAAAAGAAAAAUUAAAUAGAUGGAAUGAAGAAAGAGUUAGUGGAUUUAUUUAA
This is a messenger RNA of Lodderomyces jiufengensis, 666 nucleotides long. RefSeq names its product ESCRT-I subunit protein. The transcript has a single exon. Lineage: Eukaryota; Fungi; Ascomycota; Pichiomycetes; Serinales; Debaryomycetaceae. Bases 1 to 666 code for a protein of 221 amino acids. The record is from RefSeq and is a predicted model, not a curated record.